Molecule: messenger RNA, 3039 nt
Organism: Magnusiomyces paraingens
Lineage: Eukaryota; Fungi; Ascomycota; Dipodascomycetes; Dipodascales; Dipodascaceae
Exons: 1
Coding region: 1-3039 (1012 amino acids)
Cellular component (GO): actin cortical patch
Molecular function (GO): phosphatidate phosphatase activity
Source: RefSeq, a predicted model, not a curated record
AUGCUUGUCAAAGUCUCAAGCAAAUCAUUCAAGUCCCGGGUCCCGGUCUUGCUUUACUAUAACAAUAACUCUCAUCUUCGGUUUUUCCAUAGCUCAAAUCCAACACCCGUCCAUUGGUUUUGGCGCUUCAACGCUGUUUUUUCUCGACUAAGACGUACUGGAAUCCUCCCGCCACCAGCAUCCCAAAUCGCAGCAGCUGCUCGGAAAGCACCAUCUUUCAAAGCACCAUCUUUCAAAGCACCAUCUUCUAAAAUACCAUCUUCUAAAGCUCCGUCAUCGUCACCCUCACCAUCACCAUCAUCUUCAUCGUCACCAGCUCUUGAACCUGGGUCCUAUAUAUCUUUGUCUUCUUCCAUUCAAAACCAUCCCCACCAUCACGCACCGUCAUCUACCACGCACCAUUUUAUACCACCUGCCCAUACAACCCACCACCCUCACCUACCACUUUCACAACAGCCUUCACAACAGCCUUCACCUUCACCACCACCACCUUCACCACCACCUUCAUCACAGUCUUCAACCCCCCGCCGUGCUCGUUCCCUCCGCCGAAUUUUCCGUACACCCACCGCUUUUGCAAACUCUCAAAUGUCUCUCAACCACUACGUCGAAGCUACUAAUUCGCGUGAUUUUGACCAGGACACUCUGCACCGGGACUCUUCUUCCCCUGUACCAUCUGCUCAGCAAGCAGCACCACCUGUACCGCCGCCGCCAAGACGUUCCCAAAACGCUGCUACCCCUCCUCCUCCCCCCCCUCCUCCUCCACCUCGCUCUCGUAAUCAAUCGGUGACUUCUGCACUAACCUCAGAACCCUCUUCAAUACCUUCACAAGACUAUCCUCCAGACCAAUAUGAAGAACCCUCACUACCUUCGUCAUCAAAUAAACCUUCCUCGCUUUCAGGUUGGAAAUCACGAGCUGAAUCUGUAGUCAAUAACUUUGCCACCAAACACGCAAAUGCCUCCUUUUCUCGCCAAAUAUCACGCAUCAUUUCUGCAGGUCACGCCACAUCGCGUGAGCUCCCUGGAGGUGUUUUAUCAUCAUCUUCAUCAUCUUCAUCUUCCUCUUCAAAAUAUAUAGAACCCUCUGAAGAUGAAUCUCUGCUUAUUUACCCGUCAUACUGCCGUCAAACUGAAGAUGGCGAUUUCGAGCUCGAUGUCAGAGGCUGCGUGUCCUUACCACCUCUCCAAAACAAUAGAACUAAAAUCCUCAUGUCCACCGCACGCAAAAUCGCAGGCGUUCGUACACAGCCAGCAACUUCAUCUGCUGCAAACUUUAGAUUUUACGAAUCCCAAGACCAUUCGUCAACAUCUUCACUCAAUUCCUCGUUAUCUUCCUCAGCAACUCUAGAUAACCUGACUAACGAUCUGGAAACCGUCCGCACGGAAUCCGAAUCAAUAUCUUCUUCAGUAGACUACACUAAACUAUCGUCCAACCAUCGCCUCAGUGAUCCCCUCGAUGUCCGUAUGAGACCAUUUCUCGCACGUUCCGUCCCUAAUCGCGAAAUUGAAAUUGAGGCAUACUCCGCCUCUGGACAGGUCUCCAACGACCAUUCUACAACAACAAACAAUGCCGGCCGCUUUACCACCCGUAUCCGGCUAGACUUCCAACCAGUCUACGCACGUGUUAUUUCUGGCGGCAUCAAGCAUGCUGAAAUUGAUGUCCCAGUAUACCCACCAACAGGUGUCAGUGUCAUCUCCGAUAUUGACGAUACCAUCAAGAUUACAGGCAUUCUCGGCGGCAAACGUGACAUUUUUAGAAACGUCUUUGUUUACGACUACAAGAAAAUUCAAAUCCCAGGAGUCCUUGAGUGCUACCAGCGCUUAAGUCAACUUGGCGCUUCGUUCCACUAUGUCUCCAACUCUCCCUGGCAACUGUUCCCAACAAUCAAGGAAUUUAUCAACUCUUCGGGCUUCCCUCAAGGUUCUUUCCAUCUUAAAACUUACACAGGCUUUAUUGGCGGGAUUUUUGAAGCUGCCGCUGAAAAAAAGAAGCAGAACCUGCAUAAGAUUCUAAGCGAUUUCCCCCACCGCCGGUUUAUUUUGAUUGGCGACUCUGGUGAAGGCGAUCUUGAAGCGUACAUUGAUGUCACCUCCCACUUCCCGGACCAAAUCAUGGGCAUCUUUAUCCGCGAUAUAACGCUUCCUGAAGAUGACACAACCCACAUUGCCAAACGUGACAGUGACGUUGAACUCUUUAAAAGAAAUUUUGUUCCAAGACCUUCAGAAAUUGACCGAUACGAUCCACCGAGAUUUAAAAAACACGAUGUUAUUUCUAAAGAAGAAGAAAAAGAAAAAGAAAAAGAAAAAGAAGUACUUCAAUGCCAAGAUGUACCACCACCUUUGCCUCCUAGAUCCAAGGCCCCCACUCCACCUUUGAUUGAUCUUGAAGACUCAGUUCAAACCUCAACUCCUGCAUCCUCUGAACCUAUUUUGGCUUCGGCUCCAGCAUCAACUCUCCGAGCCCCUAGAAAACCACCUAAAAUCCCUCCCAAACCUGAGAAACUUCGGACCGAAAAUAAACUCCACUCUGAUGCCAAAAAACCUGCUCUAGACCUUAAACUUGAUGAUUCCAAAUCUACUAUUUCCAAACCUGCUGGAGAUGUCCCGCCACCGUUGCCUAAACGUCCAGACACAAAUCUUGUCGUCAACAGCAAAUCCCGUGGUAUCAUUGACUCUAGCAACCUUCCUCCACCUCCUCCACUUUCACGGGGAACUCGAAGUGCAACAUUUGCAGGACCUUCCCACAGAAACCUUCCUAUAUCAUCAUCGCAAUCAUCAUCGUCUUCUUCUCUGGCACCUCCGACACCCAUUUCUAGGCGUAGCACAAGCGUGACUAACCCUGUGGUAAUGUCUUCUGCCCAAGACGACUUUUAUGAUCUGCUCGACCGACGAAUUGAAAGCUGGAAGGCACGUGUGCACAGCGCGCGUGCUCGGUUACCUCCAGGAGUCGUUUUACGCAUGUGGCGUGUGGGCGACGACAUGAUGGCGGAAGCCGCAGAACUUGUUCGCCGAGAAGUGGAAAAAACACAGAAACUGAAAUAG